UGUUAGGUGUCUCCUACAGACAACAGUGCGCUUAGUGAGAGCAACUACAGCUAGUUACCGGUUAAGCAUCUCUCAUUAAAAUGCAUAUUUUACAUUUGACUUUUUUGUGGUUUGCUUUUGCUGCAGCGCCCGCUCUAGUGCAGUCGCAGGGUUAUGUGCUGGACAAGCCUGUGACCGAACUCUGUCUCACUUGCAUUUGUGAGGCCAUAAGCGGUUGCAAUGCCACCGCCAUUUGCACCAAUCCUAUAAAAGGUGCCUGCGGCAUAUUUCGCAUCACCUGGGCAUAUUGGGUGGACGCCGGCAAGCUGACUAUUAAUAACGAGAAGCCCGAUUCGCAGCGUGCUUUUAUUAACUGCGCCAAUGAUCCGCAUUGCGCCGCCGACACUGUGCAAAAUUAUAUGAAGAAAUUCAAUCAGGAUUGCAAUGAGGAUGGCGAAAUGGAUUGUCUGGACUAUGCGCGCAUACACAAGCUGGGCGCAUAUGGCUGUGGCUUGGAUAAGGAUAUGCCCUAUAGCUAUCAGAGCACCUUUGAUGAGUGCAUUGAGAACUACGAAGAUCAAGGAUUUGUAUAAAGUAAUUUAGUAAAAACAUUGUUAAAUAUAU
Molecule: messenger RNA, 603 nt
Organism: Drosophila busckii
Lineage: Eukaryota; Metazoa; Arthropoda; Insecta; Diptera; Drosophilidae
Product: lysozyme
Exons: 2
Coding region: 81-572 (163 amino acids)
Molecular function (GO): lysozyme activity
Source: RefSeq, a predicted model, not a curated record